AUGCGCUCCUCUCUUCUCGCCUUCACCCUCGCCCUGGGCUCCCUCGUCGCCGCCGACAGUAUCGACCAUGACAAAGUCGUCGGGUUCGAGGAGACCAUCCCUACCGGCACAACCGGCGACGUGUAUCAGGCCUACCAGCCCUAUCUGAAGGUGGUGAACGGGUGCGUGCCGUUCCCGGCUGUCGACGCCAGCGGAAACACCAACGCCGGGCUGAACCCCUCCGGCGCGCCCUCCGCCGACUGCGCCUCCAGCACGGGGCAGGUCUACGUGCGCUCGGGCGCGUCCUCGUCCGGCGACGCCCACGCCCUGCUCUACGCCUGGUACUUCCCCAAGGACUCGCCGAGCACGGGGCUCGGACACCGUCACGACUGGGAGGGAGUGAUUGUGUGGCUGUCUGAUGCUGAGGGGACUUCCGCGGACAAUGUGAUUGCCGUGUGUCCGUCUGCUCAUGGAGGCUGGGACUGCUCGACGGAUGGGUACAGCUUGCAAGGCACCCGGCCGCUGAUCAAGUAUGAGAGUGUCUGGCCGGUGAAUCACCAGUGCGGGCUGACGAGCACCGUCGGGGGUGAGCAGCCGCUGGUGGCGUGGGAAAGUUUGUCGGAGGUGGUGCAGGCGGCGUUGGAGGAUACGGACUUUGGGGAUGCGAAUGUGCCGUUUAAGGAUGCGAAUUUUGAGAAUAAUCUGGGGAAGGCGACGUAUUAG
Messenger RNA from Aspergillus steynii IBT 23096, 702 nucleotides. Its product is annotated as NPP1 family protein. The transcript is spliced from 2 exons. NCBI's taxonomy places the organism in Eukaryota, Fungi, Ascomycota, Eurotiomycetes, Eurotiales, Aspergillaceae. Bases 1 to 702 code for a protein of 233 amino acids. The record is from RefSeq and is a predicted model, not a curated record.